Stegastes partitus (bicolor damselfish) is the source of this 2470-nucleotide messenger RNA. It is a transcript of the gene oclnb, whose product is annotated as occludin b. NCBI's taxonomy places the organism in Eukaryota, Metazoa, Chordata, Actinopteri, Pomacentridae. The record is from RefSeq and is a predicted model, not a curated record. Gene Ontology annotation, cellular component: apical plasma membrane; bicellular tight junction; cytoplasmic vesicle. The transcript is spliced from 9 exons. Bases 318 to 1760 code for a protein of 480 amino acids. Gene Ontology annotation, biological process: bicellular tight junction assembly.
UGGUGAGGCAGGGUGGUACCUGGUGCAUUCAGUUGAAGUCUGCUUUUCAAUGUGACUGAAGUCCAGAAGUGGAGUGUUUUCCUUCUGAAAGCUCUCUGGACCCCAAAAAGAGCGACCCAGCAGCAGCAGCAGGCUCCCAGGACUCUGGUUUCACUCAACAGUUGUCAGCAACUUACUUUGAAGAUGGACAGUUUCAGUUUAUGCGCCAGCAUACAUAUCUAAGCUCAGUCUGUUGUGUCACAAACAACUCUGAAGUUCAGGCAGCAGGCUGCCCUUUUCUGUUGGUUGAGAAGCAACAAGAGCUUUACUGAGGAAGUAUGCCGAGCAACAAGCACAGCCACCCGUCACACCAGCCGAGUGGUAGCAAACACCACAGCAGCAGACACAGGCACAGUGAGCUCAUGUCCAACCCAGCCUUUUCCUACUAUCCAGGAGAAAAGAUGCUUCACUUCUAUCGCUGGACAUCGCCACCGGGUGUGAUGAAGAUAUUAUGCAUCAUCAUCAUCGUCAUGUGUGUGGCUGUGUUUGCGUGUGUUGCCUCCACCCUGGCUUGGGACUACGAUAUGAGCCUCUUGGGUCUGGGAGGUGGAACCGGCUUGUUGCCAGGUGGCUCAUAUGGCGGCUCAUUUGGUGGCUCAUAUGGCGGCUCGUAUGGCGGCUCAUUUGGUGGCUCGUAUGGCGGUGGUGUAGGCAGCAGUGGUUCCUAUGGCUAUGGAACACAAAUGGAUCCCAAAGCUGGCAAAGGCUUUAUUAUUGCCAUAGCUGCCAUUACCUUCAUAGCUGUGCUCAUCAUAUUUGUCUUGGUUGUGUCCAGGCAAAAUGCUGCCCGCUCAUCAAAGUUCUACCUAGCAACCAUCAUUAUCUGCGCUAUCUUGGCAUUUCUGAUGAUCAUUGCCACUAUUGUGUAUCUGGUGGCUGUGAACCCAACAGCCCAGUCCACAGGAUCUGUCUAUUACAACCAAGUCCGCCAGCUGUGUGCCCAGUACCAGACUCAGACCCAGGCCCAGGGCAUCUUCCUCAACCAGUACCUCUACCAUUACUGUGUGGUGGAGCCCCAAGAGGCCAUAGCUAUCGUACUGGGCUUUUUGGUGUUUGUUGCCCUCAUCAUCCUGCUGGUGUUUGCAGUCAAGACUCGCUCAAAGAUCAGGCGCUGGGGCGAGGACCGCAUUCUCUGGGAGGAAGUAAAGGUGGUCAAUACUGGUCUCCACAACAGUAUUGGGGAAUGGGUAAACAAUGUGUCUGGCGGACCAGAGGUGCUUGUUAGUGACCACAAUGAUAAAGUUGGGAAGUCUAGGGACUAUUUGGACCAGCUGGACCACAGCAAACCCCUUUACCUACCAGGAGACUCAGACAUCAGCAGCUCUGUUGGAGGCCUGAAACUCCAGCUAAAGGACUAUGAUACUGGUAUGGAAUCAGGAGAUGACCUGGAAGAGGAGGACUUCAGUGUCUUGUUUCCUUCCAUUGUGGAUGAGCAAGAGCGUCUGAGCUACAAACAGGAGUUUGACCGGGAUCACCAUGAGUACAAAGGCCUGCAGGCUGAACUGGACAGCUUUAACCAGGAGUUAGCUGACAUGGACAGAGAGCUAGACCGACACCCUGAGGGCAGUCCACAGUUUCUGGAUGUCAUGAAUGAAUACACCAGGCUGAAGAAUCUAAAGAAGUCAUCAAACUACCAGAUUAAGAAGAAGAGGUGUAAACAUCUCAGGUCCAAACUGUCACACAUCAAGAGAAAGAUCAUUGAAUAUGACCGCCGACCUUGAACCUUCACCUGCGACCCCGUUCAUGCAGAGAACAGCACAAAUCUGCAGUUUCCCACCCAGCUGUUUUUAUUGUGUGAGUUUAUCACUAAAGUAUUUGUGAUUACUAUGGUGGUAGCCCCUUGCCAUUUAUUGCUUCUUUUUUUUUUAAAAAUCAGCUGAUCUGGAUUUUCCACAAGGAAAGGGGUGAAUAAAAUGUGCAUUUUUUUUAAUGAUUGUCUUUGACCAACUCUGAUACCUCUCUUAGCUACACAAAGGACUAUUUUUAAUAACAAUGAAUAUGUAUAAAAUGCAUUGUUUUUUUUUGUUUGUUUUAAGAAGGAGAUGUAAUGUGAGAGGUUUUCAUAGUGUCUUUUAUAGCUUUAAAAAUAGACCAAAACAAGUUUGGCAGUUUCAUGUAAAAUGAAGGCACAGCUAAGAUGAGACAUGAAUGUGUUGGCAUCCUAAGGUGACUCCCCUUCCAAUGUAAAAAUAAUGUUUAUUUGUAACUUUAAAAUUAUUGUGGUCAAGCCUUUCUGUACUUUUCUGCUACUUUCCAUAAAAUUGUGUAACUAUUACGGUGUUUUCUCAUGGUGGAUAUUUAAGGAAAAACCUACAUGUAACUAAGUCAUUGAUGCUCCGUGUGCUAGUAAAUUUUGUCUAUAACUGUCAUUUCCUGUAAAUAAUUUCAUUUCCACAUUAUUCAAAGGCAAAAUAAACAAUCAUACCACUUU